AUGGUACUUGGAACUAUCAAGUGCGUGGUCGUCGGCGACGGUGCGGUCGGCAAGACAUGUCUCCUCAUCAGCUACACGACAAACAAGUUCCCAUCGGAAUACGUUCCGACCGUCUUCGACAACUAUGCCGUCACGGUUAUGAUCGGUGACGAACCCUACACGCUGGGACUUUUCGAUACCGCAGGACAAGAAGAUUACGACCGCCUGCGGCCACUCUCGUACCCCCAGACCGACGUCUUCCUCGUCUGCUUCAGCGUCACAUCGCCUGCCUCGUUCGAAAACGUCCGUGAAAAGUGGUUCCCCGAGGUGCAUCACCACUGCCCCGGCGUGCCGUGCCUGAUCGUAGGCACGCAGGUAGAUUUGCGGGAGGAUCAACAGGUGGUAAAGAAGCUGGCUGGCCAGAGGAUGGUACCGGUAAAGAGGGAGGACGGUGAGAGAAUGGCGAAGGAAUUGGGCGCGGUCAAAUACGUCGAGUGCAGUGCUCUGACGCAGUACAAGCUCAAGGAUGUGUUUGAUGAGGCUAUUGUUGCGGCACUUGAACCACCCCCGCCGAAGAACAGCAAGGGCAACAAACAUAAAUGCAAGAUUCUUUAA
Dichotomopilus funicola is the source of this 594-nucleotide messenger RNA. Its product is annotated as P-loop containing nucleoside triphosphate hydrolase protein. The transcript has 4 exons. NCBI's taxonomy places the organism in Eukaryota, Fungi, Ascomycota, Sordariomycetes, Sordariales, Chaetomiaceae. Gene Ontology annotation, molecular function: GTPase activity; GTP binding; protein kinase binding. The record is from RefSeq and is a predicted model, not a curated record. Gene Ontology annotation, biological process: Cdc42 protein signal transduction; endocytosis; establishment or maintenance of cell polarity. The coding region runs from base 1 to 594 and encodes 197 amino acids.